Messenger RNA from Adineta steineri, 2937 nucleotides. Lineage: Eukaryota; Metazoa; Rotifera; Eurotatoria; Adinetida; Adinetidae. The record is from the annotation of a GenBank genome assembly.
AUGCUUUCUCUACAUUCGUGUAGUCUUCUACUCAUUAUUUUUCUUUGGUCAGCUGUUAAUAGUCAUUCAUUAUCACCAUUCGAUGUUCGUAUAGAUCAUCAUAAAGUUGAUACUACUCAUGAUUUAAUUAUUAAUACACCAAGACCACAAUUUUCAUGGAAGAUUCCCAAUUCGAACAAUACUUCACAUAGAAAUAUUGAACAAAUUGCAUAUCAAAUUCAACUUGAAUCAACUAAAUUAUCACCAAAUGAUAAACAAUUUCAUUGGGAUAGUAAACGAAUUGUAUCAUCACAAUCAAUUCAUGUUCCAUAUACUAAUCAACAUGAUCUUUUAUCAUCAACAUAUUAUCAAUUUCGUUUACGUAUUUGGUUAUCAACAUCAGAUGAAGCAAGUGAAUGGACAAAUUGGAUUCAAUUUCGUACAUCAAUGUUUAAUAUACAUGAUUAUAUAAUAAAUAAUGAUGAUCUUCUAUGGAUUGGAUCAACAAAAAUUAAUAUGAAUGAAUUUCGAAAAGAAUUUCUUGUUCCAAAUACUAGUCCUAUUAAAUCAGCUAUUGUUUAUAUAUCUGGUUUAGGAUAUUAUGAAUUAUAUCUUAAUGGUAAUAAAGUAGAUCCAAGUCGAAAAUUAGAUCCUGGAUGGACAACUUAUGAAAAACGUACUCUAAUUGCUUCAUUCGAUGUAACAAUGAAUAUUACGGCUGGUAUGAAUGCUGUAGGAGUUAAAUUAGGUAGUGGUUGGUAUAGUCAAGAGCAACAACAUGGUGAAAUAAGAUAUGGUCCACCUCGUUUUAUUUUUACUUUAUUUGUCUCAUUUGAAAAUGGUGAAGAAAUGCAAGUUUUCAGUGAUCAAUCAUGGAUAGGUCGUGAAGGUUCAAUUAAACAUGAUAGUGUUUAUAAUGGUGAAAUAUAUGAUAGUCGUGGUGAUCGUCCUGAUUGGGCUAAAGUUGGUUUUAAUGAUUCGUUAUCAGCUUGGACCAUACCUGAAUCAUUAAAAUCACCAAUAAAUGUUUCAAAGAAUGGUAUUAUUGUUAUUCAAGAUAUGCCUCCAAUUCGUGCUGGUUCUGAUGCAUUACAUUUUGAAGUAUUAGUUGAUAAUUAUCAACAAAGUUAUUUAAAUCAUGAUGAUAUAGGUGAAAUUAAAGGUGCAUCAUUAACUGAUGGAGGUAUACUUAAACCUAUUGAUAUAUGGAGAUCAGAUUCAGGCGUUUUAACAUUUGAUCUCGGUCAAAAUAUGGCAGGUUGGUGUCGUUUAAAAUUUCAUGGUCCAUCUGGUUUUGGUACUUAUAUUCGUCAUGCUGAAGUUAUAGCAGUACCAACUAUUUCAUAUAAUCAUGAUACUCGUAACAUUUAUACAGAAAAUCUUCGUGAAGCAACAGCAUCUGAUACAUAUAUUCUUCGUGGUGAUCUUCUGUUUGAAGUUUAUGAACCAACUUUUACUGUUCAUGGUUUUCGUUAUGGAUCUAUCUUUAAUAGUCCAAACGCACUGACUGUGCAUGAUAUUGAAUGUCCUGUAGUACAUAGUGAAACAACAUUAAAAGGACAUUUUACAACAAGUAAUCCUAUUGUUAAUCAAAUUCAACAUAAUAUUCAAUGGGGUCAAUUAAGUAAUAUUAUGUCUUUACCAACUGAUUGUCCACAAAGAAAUGAGCGCAGGGGUUGGAUGGGUGAUGCUGCCUUAACAGUUGAUGAAGCUUUAUAUAAUUUUGAUUUAAUAAAAUUUUAUCAAAAUUUUCUCAAUUUAAUUGUUGAUGUUCAAUUAGAUGAUGGUGAAAUACCUGAUUUUGUUCCUGGUCGUAAUUAUCCAGCUGAUCCUAAUUGGGGUACUGCACUCCCAACAAUAACAUGGCAACUUUAUCGACACUAUGGUGAUAUUCAUAUUCUUGAAGAUUAUUAUGAUAAUGUUCGUAAUUAUGUUGAAUAUUAUCGUGGUUCAUAUAAUAAAACAGGUCUUAUCAAUUUUUUUUGUCGAUAUGGUGAUUGGGUUCCACCUCCACCAUAUCCACAAUCAAAUGCACAUUUAAUAUCAUCAUUUGCUUUUCUUCAUGAUGUUUAUAUUUUACUUAAUAUGUCUCAAGUACUUGAACGAAAGAAUGAUACUAAUAUGUAUUCAAUGUUAUAUCAACAUCUUACUGAAGAAUUUCAUAGUGCAUUUUUUAAUAAAACAUCAAAUUUUUAUGCAGAUGGAAUGCAAGCAGCACAAGCAUUAGCUUUAGCAUUACCUGGUGUUGUACCAGCAAAUGUACGUGGUGCAGUUGUUGAUCAUCUUGUUAAUGAUAUUAGUCAAAAAGGAAAUCAUGUAACAACAGGUAUUGUAUCUACAGCUCAAAUUUAUCCUGUUUUAUCUGAUAAUGGACAUCAUGAUUUGGCACUUGAAAUGAUAUCUUCAACAACAUAUCCAUCAUUUGGUUAUAUGUUUACAAAUCCUUAUGAAAACGCAACUACUCUUUGGGAAUUAUGGGAUUCAGCAGUUGAUGGUCCUGGAAUGAAUUCACGUAAUCAUAUUAUGUUCGGUAGUGUUGGCGCUUGGUUUUAUUCACAUUUAGCUGGUAUUGAUCUUUCAUUAUCAAAUAUAAUUACUAUUCGACCUCGAAUGGCAUCGGAAAAUAAAAAACAUCUUAUGAAAAAAUUAGAUUGUCAAUUGAGUUCAUUAUAUGGUCUUAUACAUAUAUCAUAUACUCGUGAUGAACGUGAUACAAUUGAUAAUUCGAUUUUACUUCGUGUUACUAUACCACCAAACACACAAGCUCAUAUUAUGUUUGAACCAUUAUUUGCUGGUGGACAAUGUGCAUUAUUGAUCGAGGGCAAUCAAGUACUUUGGUCAUCGGAUAGUUCUACUACAAUUCAUCGACAAUUUAAUGUUGAAAAAGAUUCAAUAACAGGUUUAAUGACUGUUCAUGUUGGUUCAGGUCAAUAUGAAUUUCUAGCAUUAUGGAAAUAA